Eriocheir sinensis (Chinese mitten crab) is the source of this 323-nucleotide messenger RNA. Its product is annotated as putative neural-cadherin 2. The annotation marks the transcript as partial. Gene Ontology annotation, molecular function: calcium ion binding. The record is from RefSeq and is a predicted model, not a curated record. The transcript is spliced from 2 exons. Gene Ontology annotation, cellular component: plasma membrane. NCBI's taxonomy places the organism in Eukaryota, Metazoa, Arthropoda, Malacostraca, Decapoda, Varunidae. Gene Ontology annotation, biological process: homophilic cell-cell adhesion.
GGACAGGAACGGUUGUCAUUCGCUUGUCCGACGUGAACGACAACUCGCCGCGUCUGGCCCGGAAGCAGUGGGACUUGACGGUGCAGGAGACGUGGGGCGACAGGCAACCCGAGAACACGACACUCCUGGAGAUUGCCGCGGCGGACAGGGACACGGCCAACUACUUCUACUACAGGGUGAUGGAGGAGAGCGGCUGGGGCUGGGAGCACUUCAGAGUAAGAACAGUCGGCGCCGUUGGCCAGCUGUACCCCGUGAAAACCUUGGACUACGAGAACGAGAGGCACCGACAAGGCUUCAAGUUCAUGGUGCAGGUGACGGAUCGG